AUGAGUGUUUGUUGCCUGACGAGAUGGGCUUGUAGCUGUCCAGUCGGCAGCAGCGACAGGGGUCGGAUUCUCGUGGAUAUUCCUUGCAAAGUUUGUCAAGAUCAUUCCUCGGGCAAACAUUAUGGGAUAUACGCCUGCGAUGGGUGCGCAGGAUUUUUUAAGAGAUCUAUCAGACGUAAUCGACAAUACAUAUGCAAAUCUAGAGGCCAGGGGUCAUGCCCGGUCGAUAAAACUCACAGGAACCAGUGCAGGGCAUGCCGCUUGAAGAAAUGUGUGGAAGCGGGGAUGAACAAAGACGCUGUUCAACACGAAAGAGGCCCUAGAAAUUCCACUAUUCGGCGCCAGGUGGCCAUGUACCUAAAAGAGUCUUCGGAGUACGGUGGAGUCUUAGCUGCUGGACCGUUCAGACCUCCAUUUUUUCCGUCUUCAUAUGUGAGCUACGAUUCGCUAACAGAUGGUGUCACCGUGACAGCCGUUGAACCGCCCACAUCGAUAGCCACGCCCCCGGCAGGAGUUCUCAUGCAUCUUGUUCCUAAGUACCCACAGGAGAUGCUGCCCAACUACCCCAGCAGCCCUGACGCCAUCUGCGAGGCAGCCGCUCGGCUUUUAUUCAUGAGCAUCAAAUGGACCAAGACGGUGCCAGCAUUCGUGGCGCUGCCUUUCAGGGACCAGGUGCUGCUUCUGGAGGAGAGCUGGCGGGAGCUCUUCGUGCUUGGCGCAGCCCAGUUCCAGAUCCCACUUGAAGCCGGGCCUUUGUUAGCGGCAGCAGGAAUGACCAUUGACCAGAACGCCACAGACACAGUGCUGACCAUGAUGAGUGAGAUUCGGGCCCUCCAAGAGACCAUCGCAAAGUUCAAGGUCCUUCAAGUUGACCCUACGGAGUACGUCUGUCUCAAGGGCAUCGUUUUAUUUAAAACAGUAUUCGCCAAUAGCUCCGGAGAGAUGAAGACCUUAAGGGAGUUCCACUCGGUGGCCACGUUACAGGACCAGGCACAGCUGACCCUCAACCAAUACAUUAAGGACGGCCUACCCCACACAACCUUUCAGGUAAGUCCACCAAAACAAAUAAAAGAAGUGCAAAAGAUGGGGACGAGAAAAGAUAGGAAAUUGUUCGGCAAGUUGUUGCUACUUCUGCCGUCCUUGCGUGUGGUCAGUGGCAUGACCAUCGAAGAGCUCUUCUUCCGGAAAACAAUCGGCAAUAUCCCCAUAGAACGGCUACUGGUGGACAUGUUUAAAUCUGGUGACUUUUGA
Candidula unifasciata is the source of this 1251-nucleotide messenger RNA. NCBI's taxonomy places the organism in Eukaryota, Metazoa, Mollusca, Gastropoda, Stylommatophora, Geomitridae. The record is from the annotation of a GenBank genome assembly.